Trichoderma harzianum CBS 226.95 is the source of this 676-nucleotide messenger RNA. RefSeq lists its product as hypothetical. Lineage: Eukaryota; Fungi; Ascomycota; Sordariomycetes; Hypocreales; Hypocreaceae. The record is from RefSeq and is a predicted model, not a curated record. The transcript has 2 exons. The coding region runs from base 272 to 523 and encodes 83 amino acids.
UGUCAUAAUGCUUGCCAGAAUGGGGCUUUUGUUCUCGAGGUGAUGAGGACCGAAAUUGUGUCUUUUGCCCAGGGAGCCCGCAUUCUACUCAAGGAGAAUGUCUUGACGCUUUGUUAAACAGUCGCCGUGCUUUGCAUCUGUUCAUCUUUAAUAGGCCUUAAUCCAAGGCCACCGAUUCUACUGGCUCCCAUCUGCUUUCCAGUCUUCAUCGCACUUGAUUCCGUAUUAGAGUCCACUCAACAAAUCCCUUUCUAUCGCUAUAAUCACAGCCAUGUGUCUGUAUACCGUCGCGUCCGUCGUCUAUGAGAACUGCCUACCUGAUCCGCCGCAUCAGAUCAAGUGUGUGGUGUUUCAGAGGUGUAUAAGCGAGCAGAAGCCCGAUCCCGUCUGCCAAAACCCAAAGCUCAACCUUUCGCCGACAAUCAUGCCGAAGCACCGAAAAAAGGGCCAAUGCAGCGUUUGUCCGACAUACAUACUCCCCAUCAGGACGGGGCAGUCUACAUCGAGCCAGGAGACCAUCUAGAGUGAGGAACAAUGUAAAUGCAAGCCACCAUUACCUAUGCGAAACUGUUGAUGGUGAGUGGAGUGAAGCAUGUAGUGGAGGAACUUGAAGCGGUGGAUACAUGUAUAAUGACUGUUUGCUCGGUGGUGCUUUGGAAUGCUGUUGAAGACGAUG